UUUUGAUACAGUUUAGUCAGGUUUUGAGGAAUCCGUUUUUAAUCAAAAACCUGAUACAGGAACUGUAUAGCGAAAACGUGGUGUACAUGCACCCUAAGCCGAAGUGUGACUGGUCGACCACAAGAAGGAAGAGGAUCACUGCGGAGGACGGAGCGGCAGGAUGUAAGUCUAUUUUGUUUUUUAUAUGCUGGGCACGUUUCGAGAAAAAAAUCCUAUAUCCCGGAGUUCUCCUUUAAUGCAAACUGAACGAGCAAAAGUUUGUGAAAAUAAAGGAUUGACCACUACAGUAUAUUCAUUGCCAUCUGGUCCAUUGGCAUGAGCCUUGUAUGGAGGUGUACCCAUGCUUCUGUGCUCGGGGAGGGCCAUACAUAACCUUCCCUAGGAGCCGUUUUUUCUCACAGACCACACCCCCCACCUGCCCUGCCUGUCAGACGGCCAACGAGAUCUGCGCUCACCGCACGCCCCGCCCUCGCACGUCACGCACAGGUGAGCUCCCGGAAAAAGAAAACAAGAAAACACAAGGGGCGGUGUCACGUGCUGCGCGCAUCCCACGGACCCGCUGAACGUUCUGCAAGACACGGGCGAAGAGGAGAACGGGCUCCAGCCGCGGGUGACAGACGGGUGGACGCUGCUGGUGGAUUCCACGAGCUCCUCCUAUAGCUUCCUGAAACCAGAGAGCGGCUCCUCCUCCCUCGCACGGCGGCCGCCUCCUUCCACACGUCUCCCCAGCUCUCUCUCAUCUCUGUACAGAAGUGAGCGGCCCCGGACUACAUAACACGUGUACUGCCACCGGGAGAAAAUGGAGCUUUCCCGGACGCUAGGGGACGGAGCGACACCUGUGUGAGAGGAGCCGUGCGUGAACCUACCUGCUGUGCCUUGUGUAAGCGCUCCUACCCGCCGGACGGACAUGGCCUGGGUGAAACUAUUCCGCCGCCAGGCGGGGGGGAACCUGGGAAAGGUCUAUCAACCGGGCAGUAUGCUCUCCUUAGCGCCCACUAAAGGCCUCUUCAAUGAACCCGGCCAGAACAGCUGCUUCCUGAACAGCGCCGUGCAAGUUUUGUGGCAAUUGGACAUCUUUCGGCGCAGUUUACGUGGGCUGACUGGACAUGUGUGUCUAGGAGAAGCAUGCAUAUUUUGUGCUUUAAAGUCCAUAUUUUCCCAAUUUCAAACUAGUCGGGAGAAGGUCCUCCCUUCGGAUGCCAUGAGGCUUGCCCUUGCCGAAAGCUUUAAAGAUGAGCACCGCUUCCAGCUUGGCCUAAUGGAUGAUGCUGCUGAGUGUUUUGAAAAUAUACUACAGCGAAUUCAUUUCCAUAUUGUGCCAAAUAGUGAGGGUGACAUGUGCACGUCAAAAUCUUGCAUUACCCAUCAGAAGUUUGCAAUGACUCUUUAUGAGCAGUGUGUCUGUCGAAGUUGUGGAGCGUCAUCCGAUCCUUUGCCUUUUACAGAGUUUGUACGUUACAUUUCCACUACUGCACUUUGUAAUGAAGUUGAUCGAAUGCUGGAGAGACAUGAGCGCCUGAAGCCAGAGAUGUUUGCAGAGUUAUUACAGGCCGCAAACACUUCAGACGACUAUAGAAAAUGUCCCAGCAAUUGUGGACAGAAGAUCAAGAUUCGACGGGUGCUAAUGAAUUGUCCAGAGAUAGUAACUAUUGGUCUGGUGUGGGAUUCUGAAAACUCUGACUUGACAGAAGAUGUUGUUCGGAAUUUGGCUACACAGCUUUAUUUACCUGGGUUAUUUUUUAGGGUUACUGAUGAACACGCAAAAGAGAGUAGACUUUACCUUGUGGGUAUGAUCUGCUAUACAAGCCGACACUAUUGUGCCUUUGCCUAUCAUACAAAAAGUGCCAGAUGGGUUUUAUUUGAUGAUGCUUCAGUUAAAGAGGUUGGAACUAAAUGGAAGGAUGUAGUCACCAAGUGCAUUCGGUGUCAUUACCAGCCUUUGCUACUAUUUUAUGCAAACCCUGAUGGCACUGCAGUGACUACAGAUGAUGCCCUCAGGCAGGUCAUGCACUGGACACCUUACAAAAGAAUCUUCAACAAUGAGGAUACAGCUAAUGACCGAAUGUCAGCAACAUCAAAAAAAUCUGAAUACAACAGAGAUCGAGAUUUUGGAGAACACAUUUAUCAGAACAGUGGUUACAAGCUUCAGAAUGAAGAUACAGCAUUUAAUUGUGGUGGUGUUCAGUCAAGUGCAGGAAGAGGACCUGUUAAAUUAGGUCGUAACGAAAACCAGGAGAAGUUAAAAGACUUGUCCCGAGAAUGUGCUCAAAGGGCGAAUCACCUAAAAAGUGCAUCAUCUGCUCAAAGAAAGCCAUUGGACAAAACACAGAAGAAGGAACCUCCCAGGCCAAAAGAGCAAUCCUCUGGAGCCGUGAUAUAUCCAUCAAAAUCCUUCUCUGGAACACAACUAAAACCUGCAUCUUCUCCUACUAGGAAUGGUUUCAGACAGUAUCCUGAUCCUCACUUCUUCAGCAGUCAAGGUAGAGGGCCAUAUAAGCAACAGAGACCUGAACAGCAGCCCAGACAAGUUUCUUCCUCCACUACAGGGCAGUCUACAGUUCCUGAAUCCAGGCAUUUAAAUAGAGUCAAAAACAAUGCUUCUUCUGGCUAUGAUACAGACAGCAGUCAGGAAUACAGAGAAAAAACAAAUGGCAAGAACAGAAAGCCCUGGAGACCCAUGCGAGAGACUCUAAAUGUGGACAGCAUCUUUAAUGAGAACGAGAAGAGUCAAUCAAGCCCGCGGCAUAUACCACAAUCUAAUGGUAAACACCAAGUUGCCAAGGAUCAAAAUACUAACCACAGCUCAAAAGAGAGUCCGAAGAAAAAAGUCCUAAUGACCAUCUACGAGGAUGAAGUAAAACAGGAAUCUGGCAGCAGGAGUUCCUUAGAAUCUCUAGGGAAAGGUCAGACUGAUAGAAACAAAAUUAAUUCCGAUUCCAAGAUGUACCAUCUUGACAGCUGGCAAAGAGCAGAGUCUGGGUAUGAGAGCAGCGAUCACAUCAGCAGUGGCUCAAGUAAUCUAGAUUCUCCAAUAAUUGAAGGAACUAGUUUUGCUGACAUGAAGGGACUUCAAGAAAGUCUAUGCAGUGAUCAUCAGCAACCAGGAAAUGGAUUUCUUUCUACCUCUCCGCACAGUAGAAGUCAAUUAAAUGGUUACUUCAAAGAUUAUAAUGGCUUGGAUCGUGCUAGAUAUGAAGAUCGGUUAUCCCCAGUUCCACGUGAGCCCUUGCAUUUGCACAGUCCAUCUGGUAAAAGGAAGCAAAUUGUUGACCGCAGGAAGGACAUUCGCUCACCAACCCUUUCAUUACGUAAAGAAUACAACAUGAAAGAGGUGCAAGUUAACAAACCAGAAGACUCCCGGGAGACUUCUUAUCUGUCACCUUGUUCUCCAGAAAAUUGUUGUUUGCACAUUGAGCAUUCACCUGUGGUGCAGACAAAUGGUCAAGCAAACUCUCCUGGCAGUCCCUCUGCACAGUGCAGUAGGGUGCAGUAUAUCAACGCUCCAUAUUUUUCACCUGAUGAAGAGCAGGCCAGCAUCAGAGAGGACAGCUGCUAUGUGAAUCACCGCGAUUUGACCAAUUUACCUCCUCCUCUUCCCCCUAAAAAGUAUACAAGGAAUGCUAUGUCAAGAACCGAGCAGAGUUUUGCACCAGUGACCCCUGUUGCACAUCUGGACACAUUGUCUCGUUUACAUUCAGUCAUUGCUGAGAGGCAUUCACCUGGUGAUUUUGUCAGACCAGAUUCUGACAUAGACUACUAUCCAAAGAAAGAUGAGUUUCACGGUAGUGACCUACAAAUAAGCAUGCCAAAUGUGUCUGGAUCAUCAAUGUAUGACUGCCGGCCAAAGAUGGUUCAUCAGACUAUGGAUCCCAUUUCCCAUGUAAAUGAUACAGUCUCCCUCACUACAUAUUUCUCUGUGGACAACUGUAUGACUGACACAUAUAGGCUAAAAUACCAUCAAAAGCCCAAGGUCUAUAUGACUGAAAGUACAGCAUUCCUCAGGGAUCCUGGACACUUACAAGUAUCUGAGACAGUUACUGAACCUUCUUACCAUAGACACAUAGAUAAUGCUCAUCAUUCACUUUCAAGAUCAAAAGCUUUUGGGACUGUACCUUGUAAUAGGUAGACUGAAUGAUCACCGUGUUAUAUGUAAGAAUAUGUAGAAAGGUUUCAUUUCUGGCAGAACAGUCAGACAUUGCCUAGGGUCAGUUUAGCUGCAUGACAUACACGUUACCAGACAAACUUGCACACUUGGAAUUGGUGAACAGUGAAUGUGGCAACUCCCAUCCUUAACCACAGAUUGCACAACACAUUGAAGAAAUAGAACAUUGCUCAUUUUGCACCAUGUUUAUCUAUAGUCAUGUCUAUAUGACCUCAGAUCUAUGGCCUACUUCUAGGCCAAGUUAGUCAUUAUUGGCUCAUAAUGAAUUUAGCAUUUCACUCCAGUUAGUUGUAAUUUACAUAUAAUGCAGCUAUUCAAUAUAGCUUAAAGCACAUCGGCAGCUUAUUGUUUUAAAGGAAACUGUAUAUUUUUUUUUCUACAUCAGGAAAGAAAACCCAUAGUAAAUUAUGGAUGUGCUGAGAUCCAGAUUUUUCACAUUUAGUUCUCCUGUUUUUUUUUUUGUUUGUUUUUUUUAGCUUAGAAACAUGCGUCAGGCAAAUGAUUGAUUAUUAGAAUAAUUUCCCAUAAAUAUUACGUCCAAGAAGUGAUUGUGCCCAUAGGCAUUGCUGCCGCACCUACUUUUAAAGCAUGAAAUGUUGCAGACCUUGCACAUAUGGUUUUAAUAUGUAUUUUAUAUGAUAUGGUCAUUUUUUUUCAUGCACUAUAUUUUUUUGUUACCACAAUCUAGAUUUUACACAUUUGUAAAACCCCUGAAUCUGCAAAAAAAAAAAAAAAAACUAGCAUAAUUCUCAUUGUCCUAUCUUUGUGCCACCUUUAAUUGAUGGUUCCUCUUCACACUAUUUUAUAGACAAAUUUAUUUUUUCAGAUAAGGCUGCCAGUAGACUAUUAGUCUAUUAUUAUUAGUCUAAUUAAGUGAAACCUCAUCUUUUAGUUUGCAAACUAAUGAUGAACUGCCAUUAAACUUUUUUUCUCCUGCUAUUCUCCCCAACGGCUGUCACACUACCGUGUGAAAAGGGCCUAAAAUGGUUGGAAACUCAUUGAUUGAAAACCAUGGGGCAGUUCAGGAUUAAAACAGAAAAAUGAAUAGGGCUAGUUGCACUCAUCCACCUUGCAAAAGGUAUUUUGUAAUCCUAUUCUGUAAUACAAUAGCAUGGCUGGCCACAUAUUCUGGUACGUGUUAAGUUAAGCAGACCUACAGCCCAUUAAAUGCAUAAGGGUCAACUGCCAAGAAAGUAAGAGAUAAAAAUAUUCCAAUGGCACGUUGUUUCCAUGUAGUAAAAUAUUUUCUACAGUGUACAGAAAAUUAAAACACAGCGUGGGGAAAAAAUGCUGAUUAUAUCCUAUAGGUACUUUAAGCUCCAUAGUCAUUGAGUUGGGUAGGCCAGGCUUUUUAGCAUAAGGGAUAGGGUUUAACAGCCGUAAGGAUGUGUUCAGAUGUGGCAGAUUUGUCUGAUUUUUCAUUUAAUGCAGGCAGGUUUUGCAAAGGAUUUAGAAAGGUAGAGGAUUCCUGUCCUCUCUACAUUGGUUUAGGAGAUAUCUGAGAUUGUCCCAUUCAUCUUAAUAUGGCAUUUAAAAAUUCAUGUUAAGAUGUCCCAUUCAAGCACAUACUGAACUUGCGUGUGAAUGUACCCUACUAUUGAUGAUAAAAUGCACUUGUAUUACAGCCAUUGGUAAGUGGUCGUCGGAGUGCUUCUAGCGCACUCCUUCAGGCAUUUGCCCCUUGUAAAGGGGAUGAUCUUAUAAAUGGAUAUCCCUGAGGAACCUUGUCAGUUUAAGAGUCUAUUCACACGUACAGAAUUCUGCGCAGAUUGGAUGAGCAGGAUUUUUUGCUGCAGAUUUAAAUGUAAAUUGAAUGAAUUAAAAUCCUGCGCAUCAAACCUGUGCAGAAUACUGUGUGUGUGUGAAUAGACCCUAAAGGGCUUUUCUGAUAAAAAAAAAAAAAAAAACAUUUUAAACUGUAGAAUAACUUUCUUUACAGAUUUAUACUAAUUUGUUACUGUCUUUAUGGUCUUUCCUGUUUUAGUCUACUCUUGAUGCAAACUGUGCUCUGUUGUAUCUCAAUUUCUUUACUAUCUUGUAAUAGUGUUGGCUGAUUUCCCUACUAGAGUGACACGGACAGAAAGUCUUCCAGGAUGUGCACCAGACAGGAAGUUAAGCUAAAGACGACAAAGCAGACAUUUUGCAUUAAAAGCAGAAGAAACACAUGAAAACCCACAGAAAUAUAGUAAAAGAACAUCUUAUAUUGGUAAAUAGUCAUUUAUUAGACAGAUGAAAACAUGUUGGAAACCUCCUUCACAUCCUUGAGGAUUUACAAUUAGCUAGUUAACACUACCAUAGCACAAUAUAGCUUUAUAACACAAUUAUGUGCAUUAUUUGUUUUAUUUUUUUAAAUCUUUUACAGUAGUUUAAAAAAAAAAAAAACUAUUUUCUGAGAUGGCUGGAUGCACAUUUGAAACAUCCACUCCUAAGAUCUUCUAGAUUUGAUACACAAGUCGGCACACAUUAGUUUGUCAACCAUGUCAGGAAGAGAAGAAGCCUUGAGUACGCCGACUGCUUUGUAAGCAUUGCCUGUGUAAAUGUAGUUAUGUCUACACAGUUAAAGCCUUUCUUCAGAUACACUCCAGUGGAAGCGGUUUUAUUGAACCUGAGCUGAGGUGACGCUCUCUAUUUUAUUGGUUUUAUAAUUUCAAUGAAAUGUGUCUUGAGUACAAGUGACAACUUCUUAUUUGUAGAAUAUGACCUCUUAUCUUUGUAUGGCUUUGCUUCCGUGCCUAUUUAUACAUAUAUUUUGUGUCCUGACAUGAAACUAUAGAUUUGUACUACAGGAAAUUCUAUUUUGAAAUGGCUUGUUAUAUUAGAAAUAUGUCGUAACAUUUCCUUGUUUGUGUUGGGUUUGAAAAUUUAACUGACUUUUUAUUUUUGUUUACUUUGCAAUGUGUGUUUGAAUUUUGUUACAUAUUUUUGUAAAUUUUUGUACAUUGAGCGCUAGACAAGUAGUGUUUAUAAUCAAAAGAAUGUUAAUGUGCAAUAUUUAGUGGAAAUGCUUUUUUUAGUGAUUUUACUAACCAUAUGAGCCUGAAAGAUUUUUAUAUGGAGUACGCUGAAUUAUCAGAUCUAAAUUUAUCAACAUAUUGGAAUUAUGACAUGUUCCAAAUAGUUUAGUGUAUGGCCCUGAGAGGAUGUGAACUAUUUUUGCACCAUUUUGCUCUAUUUUCUAGGUAAUAGGUUACAAAUCUUACAGGGAUAGGUCCACAUUUUAUAAUAUGUUAAUGCAGAGUGUAUUCUUGUGAAAGUAAAGGAUCUCUUUAUAGUGUAAUGUUGGUGAAGCAUUAUCAGGGAUAUAGGGUCAAAAAAGCACAGUAAUUCUUGAUCUCAGUGUCACACAGAGACAAGCACAAUACCUGAAUAAAAUAUGGUACAAAUAUCUCAUUUGCCUUUAUGUAUAAAGUUGGGGCAGUGAUCUGAACCUGACAGACUAUACUACUGUAUAAUUAGGACUUGACAGCUUUAAAUAAAAAUUGGAAUGACUUUUUUUUUUUAUAUAUAUUUAAAAACAAACUU
This is a messenger RNA of Hyla sarda, 7684 nucleotides long. It is a transcript of the gene USP53, whose product is annotated as ubiquitin specific peptidase 53. Gene Ontology annotation, biological process: response to auditory stimulus; sensory perception of sound; protein deubiquitination. Gene Ontology annotation, molecular function: cysteine-type deubiquitinase activity. The transcript is spliced from 15 exons. Lineage: Eukaryota; Metazoa; Chordata; Amphibia; Anura; Hylidae. The record is from RefSeq and is a predicted model, not a curated record. The coding region runs from base 908 to 4126 and encodes 1072 amino acids. Gene Ontology annotation, cellular component: cell-cell junction.